Molecule: messenger RNA, 953 nt
Organism: Pipistrellus kuhlii (Kuhl's pipistrelle)
Lineage: Eukaryota; Metazoa; Chordata; Mammalia; Chiroptera; Vespertilionidae
Product: elongin BC and Polycomb repressive complex 2-associated protein-like
Exons: 3
Coding region: 1-624 (207 amino acids)
Source: RefSeq, a predicted model, not a curated record
AUGUUUCUGCUGACUCCUGAAAAUUUUCCACUUGAAUGUGCAAUGAAGGAGCGGCGGCGGCAGCACCCGUCCUGCCUGGAGAAGCGGCAAAGGCGACCAGUGCCCGCUUUCAUCUUGGAGAAGAAGGAGCGAAACCCCCGGUAUGUGCCUGUGUGUGCGCGUGCGGGCGGGCGGGCGGGAGAGGGGGGCGCGGGGGGCGCGGCGCGGCCGGCCCGGCGCCUCCGGGGCCGCCCGCGGGGCCGCCUGUUGCCGCACGGGCUCUGCAGCGCGCGGCCCAACUUGGCGUCCCGGCCACUCGCGGCGGCGCCGGGCGGCUCACCUCCAACGGAGGCGCGGGGAGGCGGGCGAGGGGGCCCGGCGCGGCCCUCCCGCGUGCCCGCUCGCCCGCCCGUCCGCCUCGCUUCACACAAAGCGGAGCCGGGAGGGAAAGAGCAGCCGCCGGAAAGGGACGGGCCACCGGCCACCCACCCCGCGGCGCCCCGCGCUCCCCCUCGCACCCGGCACCAGCCCCGCGCGCCAACUUACCUCGCGGAGGGAGCCGCCGCCGCCGCCGCCGCGCCCGAAAUGAUUUCAGGCCUCUCGAUCAACAGGACAAAAGAUGGCUACCCCAUUGCUGCCAAAUGACAUCUCUUCAAUUCAAGUGACCAACCACGUCAAGAGACAACAGCAUCUAAACUCCUGGAAGGAUCUGAUUUUUUCAGUUUGGGUCAGUUAGUGGGGGUUAGGGAGCAGGAAAUAUGCUUGGAUAAUGCUACUUUUUCGGCCAAAGGAAUGCAGUAGGCUCUGGAAGGCAGAUUAUGGGCUGGGCAGAUGACUUCAUCACUAUAGCUCAUUAUUGUCAUUUCCAUUUCAUCCUAUUCCCUUUAUUCUUUUCAUUCUGAUUCUAAAGUCUUCUAAGGUUUCAAUGCCCUUUGGUACCAACAAAGCCAGGGUGCCAUUUCCCUCCCUAGAAA